CCUGGCUAUUAGUGUUAUUAGCUACACUGACAUAUUAGUAGAGAGGACCCGUUGUAUGUAUGACCUGCACGCACCCACUCCUCGCAUUUCUCGCUCUCGGCCUCGUCGCCGGAGCUUAUGGCGCGUCACCGCCCGUCACCGUGUCCCUCCGGUCGUCUUUCAGGGCGGCCGACCCGCUCAUUGAGGCUCUUGAGACAGUAGCCAUGGAGGACGACUCCUCCCUCUUCUCUCUGCUGUCUGCCUUUCCUUUACAAGAUAAGCCAAGCACCCCACGUGACGCUCACACAUCUGUCGUGGAUCUUGCUUCCCCCCUGAUGGAUGUGUCUGCUCUUGCGUCCGUGAGGGCGCGGCUGGCUUUGCACGCGGCCAGCCCACGUCUGGCAGCAUCGGCAGAACAUUACGACCUACGACUAUCCAACAUUUCCGACAAAAACGACAGAUUGUCUAGCGUGGAAUGUGCAUCUUGGGUGGACUGGUACGGUCGAGUUGUUUGUGACGCAGACAGUCUCCUUCAGUUAGCCAAUGAUGGCGCAGGAAACGGAAUGCCUAGACCUAUAAGGUUGCCAUUCGACCACGUGCAUUCCGUCCACCAUUUGCUGGAUGAUCCUCAGUACACAGUCGUUCAUUACGCAGACCCUACGGCUCCCUCGUUUGCUUCGCUCCAUGCCACGCUUCUUAGUUUGGAACCCAAGGUCGAAUAUGUUCUUAGAUGGGGUAGAGGAACCAGUGAGAAGAAGACCAGCGAACUGUCCAGCUAUCUCUCGGGAUAUGGCGUCGCUCUGGAUUUAAAAAAGAUGGAUUACCUUGUCAUCGACGACAGGCAUUGGGGUGGUGGUGCAUCGGAUUCUUCUGGUAGUGAUGCCUCUCCAAGUAGCCAUGCAAGCACAAAAGAUAAGAAUUUCUCCGAGGAGGUCCUCAGCUGUGUCUUUGAGUCAUUGCCGUACGUUGACGAGCACGCAGAAGCAAGAGCCAAGGCUGGAGAACCCCUGUCUACACAAGAAAUAGCUGACCUUGGCCUAAAAGCUACCCAGUUUCUCGCUUCUUUUUCUGUUCAAUCCCGCAUGGGCUCAGUUCCCGCGCAUCAAUGCUGGGAUCAAUCCCCCUCUAUUGAAGCUCUCUUCCGGACACUCUCGUCUUCCUUCCCACUCUAUGCAACUUCCUUGGCACGCAAAAUACCUGUCUCUGACGAGUUGAGGGAUGAGGUACUCGAGAAUUGGGCGAAGGCUACUCCAGGAGCAAACAUGGUAUGGGUAAACGGCCGAGUCCUCAACGACGAUCAAGGCGCUUCCGGGAAUAUAUUCGGUAUUUUGCGCACCCUUCAGCGCGAGCGGAGGCUCGUUAAGUCAUUAGUUGGGCUGGGUUUGACACGUGAACAGGCGAUCGAACUGCUCAUGCAUCCGGUGUAUUCGUCGUCUCAAUCUGCGGGGUCCCACUUUGAGUCUCGCCAACGGCAGGGGGUUGAGGAAAACAAGGAACAGAAGAGAACCUUCACCAUCUCUCCAAAGUUUGCAGAAUUUCUCGAUGGACUUGUCGAUGCAAGCGAUAGGCAGGAAGGGGGAGACGUCGUUAUAUGGCUUAACGACCUUGAGAAGGACCCGAGAUAUUCGAGGGUCAGUCCAUCACUCGUAGGGCUCCUUCGUGUCCACGCCAUGUCGCUCUUCUCACCAGCUCUCCACGUACGAUACAACUUGAUGAACGUCGUGUUCGUCCUUGACCUGUCACAAUUGCGCUCUUUCUCCAUUCUCUCCAGUCUCCAUGACAAUUUUGUUAUGCGCCGAUAUCCUGUUCGGUGGGGCUUUGUCCCUGAAACCAGAGAAGGCCUGAAGAUGGCCCGAUUGUUGUAUUACAUUGAACGUAUCUAUGGAAGGGACACGAUGACGAGUUUCAUCCAGAGGCUCCUAGCUAUGCACAACCAACGCAGACUUAUAACGCUUUCCUGGGACGUAAUACAUGAGCUGUUCGACACCUUUGCUGCAGUCGAUGAUUUGGUGGCAGUAACUGGCGGUGUCGGGAGUUCCCUCGACGGACCUGCUGGGGGCGACCUUUUGUUCCGUGCACAGAGAUAUGCCAAGAGGUUGGGAGUGGGUGCUGAAGGGGAAAUUGGAAAAGGCCAUGUCUUCGUGAAUGGAAGGCACUUGUCUUUGAACGACAACGUUAUGCGUCAAAUAGCAAGUGAAGCUACAGCACAGCUACAAAUUUUGCAGGAGAUGGUCUAUGUCGGCGAGAUCACCGAUGUCGAUGGGCCAUCUUUAUCAACGUUCUUCUAUGACCUCCCGUCUACCGUGACGCGCCGCAAUCCCUACAUUUCAGUGCACUUCAAACCAGGGCAUAACCCCGAUAGCAGAGGUUUGGAAAUAUUCGAUCUGAUGGAAAUGUUCUCGAGCACAGGUUUCGCGCCGGGCGAGGGUGCCUUUGUUCUGCCCGCCAACGGUUGCGAUGGCGUUGUCCCGAUGACUAUGUAUAUCAUCGCUGACCUGGACACACCCCAAGGCAUCAACCUGGUAACGGAAGCGUUGGCGUUUAUUGCAAACACCGCCAACACACGCAUUACGUUUGUGCACAAUUCCGAAGUGGCUAAUUCAGGAGGUCGGGCUUCGAGCCUUUUGACUACCCUUACUCAAGCACGAGCUUUGUCACAUGUUUCCUCCGUCGACCUUCUUGCAAUAUUGGCCGGGGAUAACCAAGAAUCUGCGUACGAAUUGCUGCGGAAUGAACUAAUGGCCAGUAUCGCCACCACCGAGGCAGAGGUCUCUGGCCUCACCCAAGUGAUGCGCCUUGUAGCGCGACACUUGGGCCUCCAGCCUGGUGAACGUGCCGUACUAGUCAAUGGGCGGCUUGUUGGGCCAUUUGACUCGGAUUCGGAGUUCUUGAAAGAAGACUUUGAAACAUUGGAAACGUUCGAGAAAAAGAGACGUGUAAGUCAGAUUGUGGAUGCUCUUGAUGACAUACUUCGUGGAGGAGACAACCUUGAACGAUCCAAACGCUCAGAUCUGAUCGCUGUCACAUCGUCCAUUAUCUAUUCCGACCAACAGCCUGAUCCUAGUGAAGUUGGACUGUUCGACACUGCACCGAGACCACGAACCCAAAAUUAUCGGUUUCUCUCGGGGAAGUACACAAAGUUUACAUUUGGCAACCAGUCCGCGUCACUAACCCACCUUGCACUGCUACUGGAUCCUCUAAGUGAUGCAGCACAGAAGUGGUCGUCCGUCUUGGAGUAUCAUACCAGCCUGUUCCCGGAAGUCUGCAUCGAGCUGUAUCUUAAUCCAUCACAACUUUCAGAGAUACCUUUGAAACGUUUCUAUCGCUAUAAUGUUAUGCCGUCCCUGCAGUAUAACGAAAAUGGUCAGGAAAUACCCGCUCGAGUGAUGUUCACUGCACUACCAGAGGAACCAAUCUAUACCCUCGCAAUGGAUGUGCCACACUCGUGGCUAGUUCGCCCCCGGAGUGCUUUGUACGACCUCGAUAACAUUCAGCUAGGACUACUCCAGGGAGAAGAGCGUACUCGGGGUGUCCAGGCUCUCUAUGCCCUGGACUACCUCGUCGUGGAGGGCCACGUUUUUGAGCUGCACACCAACAAUCCACCACGUGGCGUACAAUUGCAGCUGAUUGACGUCGCUGAUCAGUCUGUAGUUGAUGAUACUCAAGUUGUAGCGAACCUCGGGUAUACACAGUUCAAGGCCCGUCCAGGGACGUUCCGUUUCGAGAUUCGACAGGGAAGGGGAAGGACGCUGUAUAGUCUAGACAGUGUCGGCGCCGAUGGUUGGAAUAGUCCACCGGUGGCCGAAGUGGGCGACGAAUUCACAGUUAUGGAUUUCGAUAGACUCACGUUAUACCCUCGACUGGCACGUUGGCCCGGCAUGGAGGGCAUGGACGUUCUCGAUGACUUGGAUCGUGUGGAAGGCGAGUCGGGCCUUAUCGACAAUUUGUUAUCCAAACUUUCGUCUUUCUUCAAGCCUGCAACCAACGAGAGCAUGGAAGUGACGAAGAAACCCGGUGAAACAGCAGAAAUCAAUAUUUUUACUGUGGCUUCGGGUCUACUUUACGAGCGCUUUGCAUCGAUCAUGAUCCUAAGCGUGCUGCGUAACACGAAGAGUACCGUCAAGUUCUGGUUCAUAGAGAAUUUCUUAUCACCCUCCUUUUUGGAGUUCAUACCUCAUAUGGCAGAAGAGUAUGGGUUCCAGUAUGAACUAGUAACCUACAAAUGGCCUUCCUGGCUUCGACCCCAAAAAGAGAAACAGCGAAUUAUAUGGGCUUACAAGAUCCUUUUCUUAGACGUGCUUUUCCCAAUGGACUUGAAGAAAGUCAUCUUUGUCGACGCGGAUCAAAUUGUACGUGCGGACUUGAAGGAGUUGGUUGAACUGGAUCUUCAUGGGGCUCCGUACGCCUAUGUGCCAAUGGGAGACGAUAAUUACGAGAUGGAAGGAUUUCGCUUCUGGAAGACUGGGUAUUGGCGUGACUUCUUGAAAGGUCGACCGUAUCAUAUCAGUGCACUAUACGUUGUGGAUCUUUCCCGGUUCAGACAAAUGGCCGCAGGGGAUAUACUUCGUGGGCAGUACCAGCUAUUAUCUGCAGAUCCCAACUCUCUCGCGAACCUGGAUCAAGACCUCCCAAAUAACUUGCAACGAGAAGUACCGAUUUACUCGCUACAUGAAGAUUGGUUGUGGUGUGAAACUUGGUGUAGCAAGGAUCGACUGCACCGAGCCAAAACCAUAGACCUUUGUCAAAAUCCGUUGACAAAAGAACCUAAGCUUUCACGUGCUCGCCAAAUUCCCGAAUGGGAGGAAUACGACGCCGAGAUUGCCCAAUUCGUUCGAAAACUCGCUGCGGAAGGAAAGAUUCACGGAGGCGCGUCAACCGCAGACAGCAAGAUUCUGGCUGGUGAUAGUGCGUCUGCGCCCGUACCACUCUCGAGUUCCCAGCAGGCAGAUAUAGCUGGCCCACCGAGAGCACACGAUGAAUUGUAAGGAGGCGUUGGCAAGUAGUAAGCCGUCAGCACGACAGAAAGUCUGCACGUAAACUGGAUCCUUGCCUGGACUCCGAUGUCAUAGCGCUCAAAUCCCACCUAACUAUAUCUCCUGACCCCUGUAAAUGACUUAUUUAAGUUAGAUUACGACGUAAUUCUAACCUUUAUGUGUGAGUG
Molecule: messenger RNA, 5140 nt
Organism: Pisolithus orientalis
Lineage: Eukaryota; Fungi; Basidiomycota; Agaricomycetes; Boletales; Pisolithaceae
Product: glycosyltransferase family 24 protein
Exons: 28
Coding region: 60-4964 (1634 amino acids)
Cellular component (GO): endoplasmic reticulum
Molecular function (GO): UDP-glucose:glycoprotein glucosyltransferase activity
Source: RefSeq, a predicted model, not a curated record